Neoarius graeffei (lesser salmon catfish) is the source of this 1699-nucleotide messenger RNA. RefSeq names its product protein phosphatase, Mg2+/Mn2+ dependent, 1H (gene ppm1h). The coding region runs from base 1 to 1590 and encodes 529 amino acids. NCBI's taxonomy places the organism in Eukaryota, Metazoa, Chordata, Actinopteri, Siluriformes, Ariidae. The record is from RefSeq and is a predicted model, not a curated record. Gene Ontology annotation, molecular function: protein serine/threonine phosphatase activity. Gene Ontology annotation, biological process: protein dephosphorylation. The transcript has 10 exons.
AUGCUGACACGGAUGAGAUCCGCCGUUUCCCACAUGAUCGGCGGCAUCAUGGCUUCUGGUGGUGGUGCAAGUGAGGAGAAUGAGAAGGACAGCGGUGCAAAUCUACCGCCCAGAUUCCCGUACUGUCGACCCGAUUUCCUCGGCCUGUGUGCGGAGGAGUUGGAGUGUUUGACUGAUCACAUCUCCAGACCGAUUCUGCACGUCAAGGAAGGCGAGCGACUGCCCUGGUCCACUGGCUAUGCAGAGGUGAUUAAUGCUGGUAAGAGUGCUCUGAAUGAAGACCAUGCCUGCUGUGAGGUGGUGGAGCUGAGGAAAAGACCUGCAGAUCCCGCCAGUCCAAGCUACACUCCCACUAACAGGAGACGAGCUUCACUACCGACUAGAGAAUCUCUGGAUUCAAAAGAGGAUUCUCUCAUUCAGGAGAGCUUGCAUGAAGAGGAAGAUCUGUAUUUCCACUAUUGGGCACUCUUUGAUGGCCAUGCUGGUUCAGGUGCUGCCAUCUUUGCGUCCAAGCUCCUACAUCUGCACAUUGAGGAGCAGCUGCAGAGUGUGCUGGAAAUCCUGCAGAAACCUUCACUGCAGCCCCCUACAUUUCUUGGUGAAGAGACCAGCUUGCACGUUCACCCGAGUGGAGGUUCAUCACAGCGAGUGCUGUCCAGAGUCACGUCACUGAGGGGUGCUGCGGGAGCACCAGGUUCACCCAACACACUAGUUCCACGGUUCCUCAUGGAGAAGAAAGUGAAGCAGGAGAGCCUGGUGAUUGGGGCAAUUGAGAAUGCUUUCAAAGAGAUGGACAAACAUAUUGGCCGAGAGAAGUGUGUGUAUGAUAUCUCUGGAGGGUGUACAGCUUUAGCGGUUGUAUACUUGUUGGGGAAGCUUUAUGUGGCCAAUGCAGGAGACAGCAGGGCCAUAAUUCUACGUAGUGGGGAAAUCAUCCCAGUGUCAAGUGCCUUCACUCCAGAGACAGAAAGACAGAGACUUCAGUGUUUGGCUUAUAUGCAGCCUCACUUGUUGGGAAAUGAGUUCACACACUUGGAGUUCCCUAGAACAGUUUGCAAGAAGGAGGUUGGAAAGAGAAUGCUGUACAGAGACUACAGCAUGAAAGGCUGGGCAUAUAAAACUGUGCAGGAGGAUGACCUGAAGUUUCCACUGGUUUUUGGAGAGGGGAAGAAGGCCCGAGUGAUGGCCACUAUUGGUGUUACCAGAGGAUUUGGUGAUCAUGAUCUAAAAGUUCAUGGCACAGACAUCUCCAUUAAACCUUUUCUAUCCUGCAGUCCAGAGGUGAGAGUGUACAACUUGGAGCAGUUUGAGCAUGGGGCUGACGAUGUCAUGAUUUUGGCUACAGAUGGCUUAUGGGAUGUUCUCUCCAAUAAGGAAGUGGCUGAGGCAGUUACUAGUUUCCUUGGAAACUGUGACCCUGACAACCAUCACAGGUAUACAUUGGCAGCCCAGGAGUUGGUGAUGAACGCUAGAGGGUUACUUACUGAACAAGGCUGGAGGACAACGAAAGGUAGACUGGGUUCUGUUGAUGACAUAUCUGUUUACAUCAUUCCUCUAAUGUUCGGAAACAGACAGCCACAAUCAAGGUGACUCACAGAGAGACACGGAUCAAAGGACAUUGAAUGAGGAAGUUUAAACCAUUUGCAGGCUUUCACUGGCUGAAUUUUGACUUAUGACCGAAUGCCUGGAGUAUACAUUU